Molecule: messenger RNA, 3203 nt
Organism: Prorocentrum cordatum
Lineage: Eukaryota; Dinophyceae; Prorocentrales; Prorocentraceae
Source: the annotation of a GenBank genome assembly
AUGGCCGCUUACGAGGACCUGAAAUCGGCGACCGAGGGCUGGUAUUGCCGCCCUCUUCCUGCACCAAUGGUAACGGGCGUGCUGCCCCGUGGAGAAAUCGAGCCUUUUCUCGAACUCACGGACGACAUCGGGGCCAACGAGAACCCACUGGUGCACUACAUUGAUUUCAUCACGGGGCAUAGAGACCCAGUCCCCCCCGAGCUCGACGAGCAAUACAAGGCGGCCUGGAAGGACGACAGCUACCACAAUCUGCCGCCACCGUUCGGGUUCAAGACGGCGCCGCAACACCACAUGACGCUGCAGAUUUGUAUCCUUGACGCCCCCGACGGCACGAAGACCAUAAUCAAACACUGCGUCAUCCCCAACAAGGCGAAGACGGCCGUCUUCGCCAGCAUGGCUUUCGGGAGCGUCAAGAAGCUCUGCUUCCAGCAUCCCAAGGUGGGGGUCAAGGUCUGGCAAUACGCCUUCGAGCGGUUCGGAGGCAAACAGUGUCGGGCUUUCUUCUUAUCGCCAGACGUCAAGACGGCCACCAAGGUGAACGAGUUCUACGAGCUCUCGGACGAGGAUAUAAACGCUGGCUUCGAAUACAUCCUGAAGAACGCGCCUCGCUCCACGGCCGAGCUCAAGCAGCUGGUAUGGCAGACGAAGGCGCUACGCAAAGGCGCCCCCCUCUACGGCUGGCCCGUCCCCCUGGUGGCGAAGGCGUUGAGCGGGCUCGCGGCGGAGGGCGCGCUUGCAAAGAAGGAGUUCGAAAACAACGUGAUCCUCUGCGAGGACCACUUCAACCUUCGCGUUCUCGAAGCCAUGCAGGAGCUGAUCAACGGCAACGAUUCGCUUGUCCUCAUUGGGGAGCCCAACAUCGGCAAGACGCCGCUCGGGCGCGCAUUCCUGAUGGCAAUGUGCCGCAGGAACGCGCGGGUCCACGGAUUGGACCCCGCGGGUUGUUGCAUCCGCGUCACGCCUGAGAUCGAUUUCUUGCGAGGCGAGCCCGGCGACAUUCUCAUGGGGGACUUUGUGGACGAUGGCUGCUUGAAUCUCCUCCCGCCCAAGAUGGUGAAGGCCUUGCUCGACGUCGGCCAGUACGAGAGCAUGUGCUGGGCCAGGUGGGGCGCAACGAAAUGGAAGAAGGGGGAGCCUCGGUGCUUGGCGGACCAGACUUACGAUCCGAAUGCCGAGAAGCUGGACCGCUGGCCCUCCGUGAAGUUCCAGGAAUUCUUCGAGCUCGUGCGCCCUGCCUUCUCCGAGAAGGCGACCCGCGCAUGCAUGCUGGCUUUCUUCAAGCGUUCUGCGUUUCUGGUGAAUACCCAGGAAUACCUCUACUGGCGCCCAGCAGGCACUGAGGAGAAAGAUGUUCCGCGCAUUAACUUCAAGGGCGAGACCUUCCUGGCGGCCGAGGGGAAGCGCCUGUACCUACUGCAGAAGGACGGCGACAUGACCCCGCCCGCCAAUAUCCAGCAGCUCUUGGAGAAGGAGCGGCUCCUCGUGGACUCCGCCGUGGAGAAGAACCGCAAGAAGUCCUCAGACGCGGCCCUCGGUUCUUUGCCAGCCCCGUCGUUCGUCCAGGUGAAGCGAGAGCGCGUGUCCCCUGAGCGCCUGACGUUUCGGAAGCGCCUGCUCUCGGGGAUGACGCUCAAUGUCGACAGCCCGUCCCCCGCCAAGCAACAUGCCGCGGCGUCGUCCACUGCAUCUGGGCCCGCGGCCCCGCCCCGCGACGAUCUCGAGGUCCAGCUCUCGCAGAUGCUGGCCGAGGAGGGGGCGCCCGCUGUGCCUGCGAUGCCCUCGGCUGCGGAGGAGGACGAGGCGCACGCUUUCCUCGGUUCUCAGAGUCAGGAGCGAGCGGGCGGCCGCGAGAGCGCGGGCGGGCAGGUGCGGCGCGCGGGUUUCGCGGGCAGCGAUGGCACCCUCAGCUCGGGCGCUGAUGCCGCGCGCGCUGCCGAGGCCAGGGGUCGAAGCCGCACGCGAGGGCAGCGCUUCCCCCAGAAGCGUCGCAACAAGCGGUCGGUGCAGGCCGCCUCGCGCCGCCGCGACAUUUUGGCCAAGGCGCGGAAGGCGCGCAAGGCGGCCCAGGCCAAACGCAAGCGCUUGGAAGCCACGGGCGUGUUCUACACGCCCAAGCGCCAGCGGGUGUCCCGCGUGCGGCGCGGCAGGUCUUCCUUAGCCAAGAUCUACACGUACGAGGACCUCAGGGCUCUGAAGACCAAGGAUGCUUACGACUUGAUGGUCCAGGCGGGGUACCUCGGCGACCCCUCCGAGAACGUUUGCCCCAGGUGCGGAUGGCCAUUGGGUUCGGUGAUUCACAGGGGCGAGAAGCGGCAUCCAGUCCAGAGGUGUCAGCGCAAGGCCUGCUCGUCGUCCUCGGUGCAGGUGAAGGUCACGAGCGGCACGUGGGCGGAUGUGGAAGUGCCUCUCCCGAAGCUGGCGGGCGUCGCCUUCCUGUCGUGCGGCGCCCUGACGUCCCGCAUGAGUACAGCCGACAUGGCGCUGAUUGCCAAGAUGGGCCACAAGCAGUGCGAGGCGGUCAGGCAGAGUUUGCUGGAGAUCGUCUCGGCUGCUUCGAGGGAAGAGCAGAAGUCGAUCGUGCUGAGCGGCCAGUGCGAGACCGACGCCACGACCCUGCGGGUCGUCCAGCUCAAGAACGGGCGCAACAUGCACAUCCGCGUGUUCGGCAUGUGCAAGCGCGGAGACCACGAACACGCCGUCGUGCACAUGCUGCCGCCCUUCUAUGCGGUCCGUGGCGGCCCGACGCGCCCCGAGAGCACGGAUGAGACCGCGCCGCUGAUCUCAGCUCACACGGGGGCCGACGUGCUGAUCUGGCACACAGACGGAGCGCGGUGCUACCGCCGCCUCGAGAACCACACGAAGGUCAAGCACGCCAAGCGCAUCUGGGCGACUGUCAAGACGCUGACCCUGAGCGGGGGCGACGUCCUGUGCUGCUACGGCGGGACGCAGCUCCAGGACGGGCUGUGGUCGCACGUGAAGAACGUCGUCCCAACCACGAUGAACACGUACAGCAAGGAGUCGCAGGCGCAGCUCGAGAACUGGGUGCACUUCUGGGCGUGGCGCUACAGGCGCGCCAGCUGUCCAGAUAUGUUUCUCGAGCUCGGCUCGGCCGUCGCCAUGGCCAGGUUGAAGGGCCACGUCUGGUGAGAACCUGCCUGUGCGCUAGAGGGGGCCGCAUGUGUAAAUAAUCGCCAUCGGCCGAG